AUGUCCGCAGCGACCACAACAGACCCGGCCUCCUUGCCUCGGAGUCACCAUGAUGGCCAGACUGAGCUGCCCAAGAAAGCUCAGCCUGCUGGAAACUACAAAGGCUUCGUCGCCGGCGUCUUCAGCGGCAUUGCCAAACUGACAGUCGGACACCCCUUCGACACGAUCAAAGUCAGACUACAGACGUCGCAAAAGUCUCAAUUCAAUGGACCGCUGGACUGCUUGAUGCAAACCAUCAGAAAAGAAGGACCACAAGGAUUAUACAAAGGAGCCACUCCUCCGCUGGUAGGAUGGAUGUUCAUGGAUAGUUUGAUGCUGGGCAGCUUGACCUUCUACCGGAAACUGCUCAACGAGCGUGUCUUUCAGCCUAUGCGAGAGACUAGAAGUGCAGCCGGUGUAUACGCUAUGCCUUCAGACCAGACGCUACCAACGAUAGGACAUGCCAUUGCAGGAAUCAUGGCCGGAAGCACUGUCUCGUUCAUUGCUGCGCCUGUUGAACAUGUGAAAGCGCGUUUGCAGGUACAGUAUUCAGCCGACAAGUCGAAACGUCUAUACUCUGGACCCAUAGAUUGUUCACGCCAAAUCUUCCGCCAACAUGGAUUACGAGGGUUGUAUCAUGGUCUCGGAGCGACGCUGAUAUUCCGUACCUUCUUUUUCUUCUGGUGGGGUUCCUAUGAUAUGUUUACAAGAUGGUUCAAGAAGAACACUGCAAUGUCGGCACCAGCCAUCAACUUCUGGGCGGGAGGACUGUCGGCGCAGAUCUUUUGGCUGACGAGUUAUCCUUCGGACGUCAUCAAGCAACGCAUCAUGACUGACGAUUUGGCGAGUCGAAAGUUCCCUCGCUGGCGAGAUGCUGCUCGAGCUGUGGGAAGAGAAAGUGGAUGGCGGGGUUACUGGAGGGGCUUUGUGCCGUGCUUCUUGAGAGCAUUCCCGGCAAAUGCAAUGGCGUUGGUCGCAUUUGAAGGCGUCAUGAGGAUGCUUUGA
Molecule: messenger RNA, 984 nt
Organism: Aureobasidium melanogenum CBS 110374
Lineage: Eukaryota; Fungi; Ascomycota; Dothideomycetes; Dothideales; Saccotheciaceae
Product: carrier protein YMC2
Exons: 2
Coding region: 1-984 (327 amino acids)
Biological process (GO): transmembrane transport
Molecular function (GO): transmembrane transporter activity
Source: RefSeq, a predicted model, not a curated record